Molecule: messenger RNA, 2550 nt
Organism: Melanotaenia boesemani (Boeseman's rainbowfish)
Lineage: Eukaryota; Metazoa; Chordata; Actinopteri; Atheriniformes; Melanotaeniidae
Gene: adgrl4
Product: adhesion G protein-coupled receptor L4
Exons: 16
Coding region: 58-2295 (745 amino acids)
Biological process (GO): cell surface receptor signaling pathway; adenylate cyclase-activating G protein-coupled receptor signaling pathway
Cellular component (GO): membrane
Molecular function (GO): G protein-coupled receptor activity; calcium ion binding
Source: RefSeq, a predicted model, not a curated record
UCACCAGCCAGCCCACUGCAGUCUGCCCUGAAAGUGUAACCCAGACCCAGCGAAAGUAUGGAGUUUUUCCUCAAGUCACCGAUGAAACUUAUACUUUUCACAGCAUGGCUCUGGAGUCUGAUGGACACAUGCAGCCCCUCUGACAUUUGCAACUCCUGUCACAAACAUGCAACAUGUAAACCCAUGAAUAGAUCCAACGCCUGCUUCUGUAACCAGGGAUAUACAGGAGAUGGAACAAGAUUUUGCAACGAUGACGAUGAGUGCCGAAAUGUGACCAACAUCUGCGGGGACAGGGGUAGGUGUACAAACACUGCGGGCAGCUACUACUGUGAAUGCGUCUCUGGAUACAAAUCAACGGGACUGACUGAAUUCCAGCCCAACGAUGGCACUGAAUGCACCGAUAUUGAUGAAUGCAAGUCAGGAGAGGUCUGCGGACCAAACUCACACUGCCAUAAUACAAAUGGAUCUUUCUAUUGCACCUGUCAUCGUGAUUACAUCCCGACUUCAGGCACUAAGGACUUUCAUCCAGAGAGCGGUGUAAGAUGUAAAGAACAUCCCCAAAAAUACUGUCAUGACAACAUCGGAUGCAUAAUUCAGACUGUCAACAAAACGCUUGAAUAUAUGAGCAACAUCACGGAGCCACAAAUCCUGCUGAGAGAAAUUGCCAAGCAGACGUCUGGUGAACUUACCUCAGUAGAAGUGAUCGCAUAUGUUGAGGCCUUGAGUCGGUCUGCAUCAGCACUGGCUGCUGGGAAGAAGGAUUACACUGUCAAACCAUCUGCCAUCAACUCAACUCUUUCAAAAUUAGUAAAAGCUGUAAACAACCUGGUGGAGAAGGAUGAACUGGUGGCUUGGAGCAGGAUGAAGGAAGAACAUCGUGGACAAACCAUCACCAAGCUGCUGCAUGUUGUUGAAGAAAGUGCUCUGUCUUUAGCCAACAGCUACAAAAUCCCAACUGAGCUUGAAAUCAGUGCAGCUGAGAUGGAAUUAAAACUUUUCACCUUUGAUCCACAUCACACAAAAGCCAAACUGACUGUGUCCAUGGGAGGAGAUCAUAUAAGUCUAACACCAAAACCCAGACCAGAGGAGGACAGAAAUGGAAGUGUGUCAGUGGUGUUUGUGCGAUAUGACAGCAUCAGUGACAUCCUGAAGCCAGGCAGCGACCCAGGUGUCACUGACUACUCACGGUAUGCAGAAACAGGGGAAAUCACUGUCAACUCCCAAGUCAUAGCAGCUGCCGUCAAACCUGCUGACGUUUACCAACUUGACCAUGUCGCCUUCACUCUGAGGCACAAUGAGCCCAUCGACACUAAAGCUGAUGUGACGAAAUGCGCCUUCUGGGAGUACGAGGUGGACAGCCUGCAGGGUCGAUGGGCAACCCACGGCUGUAAGACAGUUCAUGUCAACAGCAAUGCAACCACCUGCUCCUGCAACCACCUCACACACUUUGCUAUCCUGAUGUCAUCUGGGCGAGCCAAUCUGGUAGCCCACCAUACCAUCUUGACCCGGAUCACCCAGCUGGGGAUGAUCAUCUCCCUCAUCUGUUUGUUCAUGUGCAUCUUCACGUUCUGGUUCUUUUGUGAGAUUCAGAGCACCAGAACCACCAUCCACAAGAACCUCUGUUGCAGCCUCUUCAUGGCCGAGUUCAUAUUCCUGGUGGGGAUCAACAUGAACACGCAUAAGCUUUUCUGCUCUGUGAUUGCCGGGCUGCUGCACUACUUUUUCCUUGCAGCCUUUGCCUGGAUGUGCAUCGAGGGCAUCCAUCUGUACUUAAUAGUGGUUGGCGUCAUCUACAACAAAGGCUUUCUGCAUCGGAACUUUUAUAUAUUUGGCUAUGGAAGUCCUGCAGUGGUUGUGGCCAUUUCCGCAACACUUGGCUCAAAGUAUUAUGGCACUGAUAGAGUGUGUUGGCUGAGCACAGAGAAUCACUUCAUCUGGAGCUUCAUUGGACCUGCAUGUUUGAUCAUUCUGGUCAAUCUGUUGGCUUUUGGAGUGAUCAUCUACAAGGUGUACCGACACACUGCUGUAAAAAAGCCUGAAAUCAGCCACUAUGAAAACAUCAGGUCUUGUGCUCGUGGGGCCUUGGCUCUGCUGUUCGUUCUUGGUGCCACCUGGACCUUCGGAGUUCUGCACAUUCUCAAUGAGACAACGCUCACAGCUUAUCUGUUCACCAUCACCAACGCCUUCCAAGGAAUGUUCAUCUUCAUCUUCCUCUGCGUGCUGUCCAGAAAGAUUCAAGAGGAGUACUACAGGCUUUUCAAGAAUGUGCCAUGUUGUUUUGAAUGCCUAAGAUGAAUUACUGUAGCUAAAAGUUUACCAUCUGCACUUGUACAAUAAUUGUCAACAGCUCCUGUGGUUCAUGCUUUAGUGUUUCUCUCUUUCCUUCUGUCUUUUUUCUAAUUACCAUGGGAGAGAUUUCUAAUAAGUGUAGCAUUUGUAGCUUAUAUAUAUAUAUAUUUUUUCCUUUCACAACACUGGAAUAAUAUAUGAUAUAUGUUUUUCUUUCAUUUAUAUCCAUUGACUUUCUAUACAAUAAACCAUACAAGUGUA